CCGAGUUUCUAUGAAACGAUAGUCAUAAUAUUUCUUUCCGGUUCCUGGCCGUCCAAACCUGGAAAGCGGAGAAGCCAUACUUACCAGAGAGAAAAUGUCUCUUCCUCCUCUGCUCAACCCACAAACCCCUAAACUACUGUCCCCUCUCUAUCUCCAUACACCUCUUAAGCUCCCAUCAAUCCACACCCUGAAAUACCCAAGAAAAUUCUUCUCUUUCUCGCCUUCUUUUCAGUCGUCUUUCCCUCUGCGAAACGAUGACUCUGAAGACCAUGCCAUUGGCGACUGUGUGGUCUUCGAAGAGGGCGUCUUCGAGGACCCUCAUCUGGAGUCUAACCUUAAUGCUUUUCUUGAUGGUGAUUCUGAUUCAGAUACAGACAAUUCCAGGAGAAAGCACAAACCCAACAACAAGAAGACAAAUUUAACGGAAAUCGAGACGGAGAACUUGGUUCCUGAUAAAUGGAGAGAAGUGCAAGCUGAGAUUAACAUUACGAAGAAAGAAAGGCGCAAGAUUGCCCAAGAAAUGGAGUUCAAUAGUAGAGUUGAAAAGAAGAAAAAGGGGUUGCUUCCUAUAAGGAGUGUCAAUUUGGAGGAGUAUACAGCGUACAGAGAGGCUAAGAUGGCGCAAUUGAAGCCACUUGUUCUUGAUAAUCCUACGAAUUUCCCUGAGGAGGAGGAGGAGGAGGAGAAGGAGGAUAAGAAGCAGCGAAAGAGUGAGACUAAUAGUGAGCGAGUAGGACCCAAGAAUCCGAGAUGGGCUGUUUAUGGGAAAGGUUUUGAUGAUGUUACAGAGUUCUUUAACAGCGGGAACUAUGAGCCUGGUACAAAGAAAUCAGAAGCCCCUCGCAAAUUGUUUACGAAAGAGGAAAAGCUUUUGCUCAAUAAGAAGAUUCCUGACCUAGCAGCUGCUACCUCUGCCAAAUGGCUACCUCUGCACACCCUUGCUGCAUCAGGAGAAUUCUACCUCGUGGAUGCUUUGCUGAAACAUAAUGUUGAUAUCAAUGCUGUGAAUGUGGAUGGUUUGACUGCACUUCACAAAGCAAUAAUUUGUAAAAAGCAAGCCAUUACCAGCUAUCUUUUGAGAGAAUCAGCAAAUCCUUUUGUUCGAGAUUCAGAUGGAGCUACCUUGAUGCAUUAUGCUGUCCAAACAGCAUCUAUUCCUGCUAUUAAACUUCUUCUAUUAUAUAAUGUGGAUAUAAACCUUCAGGACAAUGACGGAUGGACACCAUUACACGUUGCUGUUCAAGCCCAAAGAACUGAUAUAAUAAAGCUAUUAUUAAUUAAAGGAGCUGACAGGACAUUAAAGAACCAGGAUGGUUUAACCCCACUUGAUCUUUGCCUCUAUUCUGGUAGAGACACAAAGACUUACGAACUUAUCAAGCUGUUGAAGCUAUUUCCUUACAAGUCAACUGCAUUGACGACAAGACAGCCAUUUCAAUAAUGUUAUAGCCUCCCCAACUGCAUUGACAAAGCCCUGGCUUUUUUUUGCCAUCUUCUGGAACUUGAAGAACGUGAGCACAGUUGAAGAUGGCGAAACGCGAAUGUGAUCUGGCCAUGCAUGACUAUCCAUUGCAGAAAGCAAAUAACAGUGAGAAAUGAGAAGAGUGGGCUUUCCAAACUUGCAUGUUUAUUACAAAGUAGUUAGGUUAACAAAUCUAAGUUUGUAAUUAUGAUACCGAAGCAUUGAAUUUUGGUCAAUAUCAUAGUGGUUUUAUAAUGACAUAUACCAUCUUUUGUAUAACAAUUCAUUGGAUAAGGAAGUGGAUGAAUGAGUUUAUUUGAAAUAAUUCACUUCCAGAUCUUUUAAAUAAUCAUCCAUGAUAUUUUUUAAUUAAAAAAAUAAAUUCUUUCA
Messenger RNA from Manihot esculenta (cassava), 1849 nucleotides. RefSeq names its product ankyrin repeat domain-containing protein, chloroplastic. The record is from RefSeq and is a predicted model, not a curated record. The transcript has 7 exons. Gene Ontology annotation, molecular function: chloroplast targeting sequence receptor activity; protein binding. Bases 95 to 1438 code for a protein of 447 amino acids. NCBI's taxonomy places the organism in Eukaryota, Viridiplantae, Streptophyta, Magnoliopsida, Malpighiales, Euphorbiaceae. Gene Ontology annotation, cellular component: chloroplast outer membrane. Gene Ontology annotation, biological process: protein targeting to chloroplast.